Messenger RNA from Adineta ricciae, 735 nucleotides. Lineage: Eukaryota; Metazoa; Rotifera; Eurotatoria; Adinetida; Adinetidae. The record is from the annotation of a GenBank genome assembly.
AUGAACUAUCCGUACCCAACGCCUACUCCUUACAUCCAAGCGGCGAUGUCUCAAGCCGUCCAAGCUAUUAUCAAUGGAACACCAUUACCUCCAAACUGUUUGGUAAUGGCCGUACCAUAUCAACAAGUGUCACCAAUGAUGCCUCAAAUCCGUAUGCCUCAUCAAGCUCUUCCAGCCAAAGACCAGUUGGUACUUACACAAAAAUCUCCCUACUAUGGUCCAUCACCAUAUCGUAAUCCUCCUCCUUCAACACGUGCUCCUUUACCUCCUCAACCAUUCAAUUACGCGAUCGUUCCUUACAUGAGCAAAAGCAAACCAAAAGGAAAGCAUCGUCAACCACUCCAUUCGAAUCUUUACAAUUCGUCAUCGUUCGAUUCCUACAUGCGUAAUUUAAGUUGGAGUCGUUUGUUCGAUCAUCGUCCUUCACAGAAGACUUCGAAACGAGCAAGUCAAGAUGAGGCAAUAACGAAUUCCGAGAAGAAAAGCAGCCCAACGAAAAAACAAGAAUCACAUUCAUCUCUGUCAUCAUCUUCGUCUUCAUCAUCAUCAACAUCCUCGACGACAAGUGACGAAACCAUUCGACGAGUUACAGUUACUAGUCGACCACCAUCAAACAUGAACACAAAACAGCAAACAAAAGGUAGUUUACCAUUUAAGUAUUCAUCUGAAUUCCUUCCAGGUAUAGGCAAACAACAAGUGAAACCCAACGAUGUCUUCAUUAUUAAUAAAGCUUAA